AUGGGUAUGAUUAUGUGGGAACUCACAACAGGUUGCAAACCUUUUGCUAAUGUUGAACAUGAUCAUAAUCUUGUUUAUAGAAUUCUUGAUGGAGAACGACCUAAAAUCACAGAAGACACACCAGAAUGUUAUGCAAAUUUAAUGAAAAGUUGUUGGGAUCCUGACCCCAAAAAAAGACCUUCAGUAAAAAAAAUUCGUAAUUCUUUUGGUAGUUGGUUUUUCAGAACUUUACUUGAUGAUGUAUUUACUAAGGCUGAAUUAAAAAGAAGAGAGUUAAUAGAAUCACAGAAACUUGGUCCUGAGUUUGCUAAAAAACCUCAUCCAAAAGCCAUUUAUACAAGUAGAUCAUUAAUCUCUUUUGUUUCUAAAAGCUCAUCUAUCAAGUCAUCUUUAUUUUACAGUAACGAAGAUUACAUUUCUGAAGAAAUAAAAUUUGAUAUAAAGUUUAAAAGCGAAAUUUAUACUAGUUCAUUAAAUGUGACAGCAACUUCGAGAAAGAGAAAGGUUGAUGAAUCAAACAUUGAAAAUGAUGGAAAAAAGAGACUUUGUGAUUGA
Messenger RNA from Rhizophagus irregularis DAOM 181602=DAOM 197198, 555 nucleotides. Lineage: Eukaryota; Fungi; Glomeromycota; Glomeromycetes; Glomerales; Glomeraceae. The record is from RefSeq and is a predicted model, not a curated record.